Messenger RNA from Suillus plorans, 2886 nucleotides. RefSeq lists its product as uncharacterized. The record is from RefSeq and is a predicted model, not a curated record. The transcript is spliced from 14 exons. The coding region runs from base 1 to 2886 and encodes 961 amino acids. Lineage: Eukaryota; Fungi; Basidiomycota; Agaricomycetes; Boletales; Suillaceae.
AUGACGAACCGGGGACGUAAAUAUAUUGCUUCAACAUCAUCCAACAACCAAGUGGAUUGUCAGUACUGUAACAAGUCAUACUCGGCGUGCGGGAUCAAAUCUCACGAACAAGGGUGUCUGAGAAGACGGGAUAAGAAGAAUGAUGACAAGGAUUUCGCAGCACUUGCAGCGCGUGCAGUAGAGGAGGAGCUGCAAAGGAAAGAAGCACGUCGAGAGAAAAGACAGCAUCGUAAGGAGCAAACAAUGGCUUCUGCUGUUGUCGCUGCUGCAGCGCCGUCGGUCCCUUUGAGAAUGGUCCCGGAUGGCACAAAGAACUCGUCGCCUGAGCAAGAUCAACAGCCUGACGACUUCACUGCAGCUCCUCCUAAUCUCGAUACUUUCAAGAUGGAAUACCACCCACACAGCGGCCGUGCGACUUCUGUAGAGUCGUUCUCCACUUUUGGAUGCAAGGAGCAUCAGCUGCCGCCUAUCGUCGACAACGAACCCUGGCAGCCUUUUGCUUGUCGUGCGGACUUUGAGUUCGCCAAACUCGCACACCAGGCUGCCUUGAACAAGAAUCAAACAGACGAGCUGUUGCGGCUCAUCUGGAGAAUUGCUGACGGCCAAGUGAAAUUCACGUUCAAGUCCCAUGGUGAUGUUUCAAAAGCCUGGGACAGGGCUGCCAGUCAAAUGUCACCUUUCGAGAAGCAUACCAUUACUGUUGAGCACAAGCGGGAGGACCUCAAGUACAACGUAUACACACGGCCAUUGUGGGACUGGGCCUUGGACUUGCUACAGGACCCGCUACUGGCACCCCAUUUUGUUUGGGAUGCACAGCGAUUGUACAAGCACAAUGGGAUGCGUUACGAGCACUUUGUACAUGAACCUUGGACUGGAGACCGUUGGUGGAACAUUCAAUCGUCUUUACCUGAAAAUGGUGUCCCAUUCGCAUUUAUAUUGUAUGCGGACAAAACUCAUCUAUCUUCUGCCGGUACAGUCAAAGCCUACCCUGUCUUCGUGCGAUGCGGAAACUUGCCUGUCAAUAUCAGGAACACAGAUGGACUUGGCGGUGGGCGAAUGGUUGGCUGGCUACCAAUAGUUCCUGACGAUUCUGAGGAAGACGGAAAGCUCUCAUAUGUCAAUCUCAAACGUGUCGUAUGGCACAAGGCAUUCUUCAAGCUGCUCGAAACCAUCAUCAUCUAUGCCAAGGCAGGGUAUGCAUAUACAUGCUAUGACGGCGUCAUGAGAUGGUUGUAUGCAUUCAUCUUGCUCUUAUCGGCUGAUUAUGAGGAGCAGUGCGUGAUGGCACUGAUACGGGGAACCAAUUGUCACUGUCCCUGUCCUAUCUGCCUCGUCCCUUCAGACAAGCUCUACGAUAACGCUUCCACUUAUCCGACUCGAUCAUCUGAUGACACGAAAGCUUUGGUGGAGCUAUGGACUAGGGACCGUGUAGCUGGAGAAAGCGCACUCAAAAAACAGGGCCUACGGCCUAUUAAGAACGUCUUCUGGAAAGUCCCAAAUUCUGAUCCUCAUGACACGAUUUCGCAGGACCAUUUGCAUGUAUAUCAUAUGGGUCAGUGGAAACAUCUCUUCGGCAAGCUCAAACAACGCAUUGCAGCCCUUGGACGCAGCAAUGAGAAGAAACUGGAUGAUCAGUUCGAUACCUUCCCGCGAUGGCGCAAUCUUAAUCACUUUGAUCGGGUUACUAAUAUUACUUACAGCGACGGUAACAAACUUCGGGAUAUCUCCAGGCAAGUUUUGUAUGCCACACAGAACAUACUCACACGCGCAGCGGAUGAAGCUGGCUAUGCACUACUACGGUGUAUAGCGAGCUACCUACAUAUCGACAUGUAUAUUUCACUUGACGUGCAGACUGAAAGCACGAUUGCUGCGGGAAGGGCAGAGGUGUUAGAGUUUCAGAAGCGCUUAGAGGACUACAUCAAAAUCGUCGAGGAGACUGAUCCGGACACGAUCAAGAACUGGAACUUUCCAAAGAUUCACUCUGGAAAGCAUAUAUUCGAUGACAUCAUGGCGAAAGGUGCCGCUCAGAACUUCAGCACUCGACCAAAUGAGAAGCAACAUGGACCGAUCAAACAGUGGUAUCUACGGCAGACCAAUCGUAAGGAUAUUGCUGAUCAGAUCCUUGAGCUCGACCAUAAGAGUGUCGUCUCUGAAUUUAUUCGCAGUCGUAUUGAGUGCCUUGAUGAGGAACGAUGCAAACUCAUGCUUUCGCAGGAAGAACUGGAGGACACGGACUUGGAUGAUGAGAAAUUUGAAGAACAUUUUCAUAUCGGUUCACCCCUCAAGAAUCAAACAACCCUUUCGCAAGUGGAGGAAGAAAACAAGUCCAUUUGUGCAUUUCACCAGUUCCGGAAGAAACUCGCAACAUUUCUCAACCAUUUCCUUCCCUCUCACAACAUACCGCUGCCGGAAGGAACAAUGUGGUUGAAACUUUCAGCACAAGACCAGAUCCAUGAAUAUCGAUACUUGAGAGUGCAUUAUGAGUCUACCGCUGACUGGAAGCUAGCUACUGACUACCUGCGAUGCAACCCAAGCUUCCAUGGCAAAGAACGGCGUGACUGCGCUCUAAUACGCACACUGGACAAGGACGGCCGCGACAAAAAUAUAUUUGUGAAGAUAUUAUGCAUGUUUAAGCACACUGUUGGCAGCUGUACCUUAGAUCUCGCACUCGUUCUACCUAUGGAUGCCUUAAUUGGCCCACGUCGGCGUAUGGAUCGAGAACUGCGACUAACUCGACUUCGCGCACGGCCCGCUUCUUCAUCUGAGUUUAUUACGCUUCAUUCCAUCAUUCGUGGUGCUCUUCUUGUUCCAGAUUUUGCUCAUGAUGGAGAUUAUUUUCUUGUGGAUACUGUGGAUACUGACAUAGUACCCUCCUUCCUCUUCUAA